This is a messenger RNA of Uranotaenia lowii, 846 nucleotides long. Its product is annotated as coiled-coil domain-containing protein 134-like. The transcript has 3 exons. Lineage: Eukaryota; Metazoa; Arthropoda; Insecta; Diptera; Culicidae. The record is from RefSeq and is a predicted model, not a curated record. The coding region runs from base 112 to 813 and encodes 233 amino acids.
UUUUAAUUUUGUGAUAACGCGCGGUGCAUGGAAUUAAAAAGUUUAACCGGAAAAUAUUUUUUUAUGAAGUAGCAAUUUCAUGUUAAAAUUUGUUUUAUAAAGUCUACAAAUAUGAUUUGUAAUACGUGGAAGAAUAUACGAAAAGGCAUUCCGAUGUUCGUGGCCGUUGUGUUGUGUUGCAUGAUUAAUCGGGUACAUGCAGAAGAAACCAUCACCACGUCAGAUAAAACACAGCUGAUUAUGAACGAAAAAAUUUAUUCCAAUAUCUUCGUUCGCAAACGAGAAGAACAAAAAUUGGUGGUAAAGCAUUUGCUAUCGACUGAGGAAUACUCAAAACGAUAUGACCUCUUAAGUCUGGCGUUAAAAGAAAUACUAAGGCUAACCCAAGAAGAUGGCGAAAAACUUCGACUAGCAAACAUUUCCUCAGAUGUCGACUUCCCGAAGGAAACUGAACUGGCCGAAGCACUCGCCCGGUAUCUUGAAAAUAGUUGCUUUUUCGGUGAACUGAUUCUACACCUUCCGGAUAUGUCCUACCGAGUGCUGAAAACGCACGACGGAUGGCGAGAUCGCGUCCUCGAAGCGCUCCACUUCACUCGUUCGUUUGUACAAAUUUUGGAUCAGAAAAGCUUGGAAUUGUUAGGACUUUUGGAACAAGAGAUAGAUGAAAGCAAACGAUCGGAUACCUACGUCAAUCCGUAUCGGGAAAAGGCGCCCGAGAAAGAAAGCAACCGUGCAGCAUCCAAAACUUCCAAAAUGCCGAAAGCAAAGCUCAAAAAAGGACCACAGCUUGCGGGAGGUAAGACUGAACUAUAACUUUUACGAUAGAAAUUGGAAUUCUUGUUAAAA